Messenger RNA from Exserohilum turcica Et28A, 1516 nucleotides. RefSeq lists its product as uncharacterized. Lineage: Eukaryota; Fungi; Ascomycota; Dothideomycetes; Pleosporales; Pleosporaceae. The coding region runs from base 33 to 1427 and encodes 464 amino acids. The transcript is spliced from 2 exons. Gene Ontology annotation, cellular component: cytosol. Gene Ontology annotation, molecular function: argininosuccinate lyase activity. The record is from RefSeq and is a predicted model, not a curated record.
UCACCCAGGUCUCCCUUUUCCGCGUAUACAAGAUGGCUUCCGAGAAGAAGGUGGCUGAGAACAUGCUCUGGGGCGGCCGUUUCACGCAGGGCCUCGACCCCGUCAUGGAGCAGUACAACGCCUCGCUGCCCUACGACCGCCUCUUCUACGCCGAAGACAUUGCUGGCUCAGUUGCUUUUGCGCGCGCCAACAAGAACAAUGGCAUCCUCACCGCCGACGAGUUCGCUGCCAUCGAGCAAGGACUGGCGCAGAUCAAGCAAGAGUGGGCGUCAAACACAUUCGAGGUCAAGGCAAACGACGAGGACAUCCACACGGCCAACGAACGGAGGCUGAGCGAGAUCAUCGGCAAAGACAUUGGCGGAAAGCUCCACACUGGCCGAAGCAGGAAUGAGCAAGUCGCAACCGACAUGCGCUUAUGGCUGCGCGAGCAGCUCAAGACACUCGAGGAAUAUCUCAAGCUCCUGAUCAAGACUUCGGUCCAGCGCGCAGAGGCCGAGAUUGACGUGCUCAUGCCCGGCUACACCCAUCUCCAGAAAGCCCAGCCCGUGCGCUGGUCGCACUGGAUUCUUUCGCACGCAACCGCUUUUGCAUCUGAACUGGAGCGUCUGCGUGAGGUGAUCAAGCGCGUCAACCGAUCCCCGCUCGGCUGCGGUGCGCUUGCGGGCAACCCGUUCAACAUCGACCGCGUGGCCAUGGCCCAGGAACUCGGUUUCGAAGGCCUCCUUCCCAAUUCUUUGAACGCUGUCGGAGAUCGCGACUUCGUCUUCGAGACUCUGCAGUGGGGAUCCAGCUUCAUGCUGAAGAUGUCUCGCUGGGCAGAGGACUUGAUCAUCUACUCGAGUCUGGAGUUUGGCUUUGUGCGGCUAGCUGACGCGUACUCGACCGGCAGCUCGUUGAUGCCCCAGAAGAAGAACGCAGAUUCGCUCGAAUUGAUCCGUGGUAAGAGCGGUCGUGCAUUCGGACACAUGGCGGGCCUUUACGUCACCAUCAAGGGCCUCCCCACAACCUACAACAAGGAUCUCCAAGAGUCCGUUGAGCCCCUCAUCGAUCACAUCAAGACGGUCAGUGACUCGAUUCAGAUCGCCACUGGCGUUUUGUCUACUCUCAGCAUCAACGCAGACAAGAUGCAUGCUGCAUUGGCUCCGGAGAUGCUGGCAACAGAAUUCGCAGACUACCUCGUCAGGAAGGGCGUGCCAUUCCGUGAGGGUCACCACAUCUCUGGCCGCGUGGUUGCACUGGCAGAGCAGGAGAACGUGCCCAUGGACAAGCUGAGUCUUGAACAGCUCAAGGGCAUCGAUUCCAGGCUUGGUGAUGAUGUUGUAGAAUGCUUAGACUACGAACGCGCAGUCGAGCUGAAGAAUGCCACUGGCGGUACAAGCAAGAGCGCUGUCAUGGAGCAGAUAGAUAUUCUGAAGCAGCUUCUUUAGGAGAAGGCUGUGCCAAUACCAAGAUAGACAAGAGCCGUGGCAUCCGCGGCAUUAUAACUAACGAGAUAUGAGACAUGGCAAUCAUACGA